AUGGAGAAAACCGGUAUCAUCACACGAUUGCGACGAUUAGGCAUUUCAUCGCUCUUGGCUCUGGUCUCUGGGGGAGCUAUUCUAACCCUGGUGGCCGUGAACGGUCUUGUCUCACCAGAUGGCGCCUUCGAUAAUCCUGCAAAAAACGAGCAGGAGUCUCGCUUCUAUUUCGGUGCCAAUUACCACCUACAAGUGUGGUUAGCCAUCGUCGGCGUCGCCUUCGGGCUGCUCUCCUACGGCUUUGGAGAAGCAUAUGUCCACCUGUUCGACUGGUGGUGCAGUCGCCAGGCAAUGAAGGAUGCCGGUCUCGACUAUGGCCGCUAUCUCAACUCUCAACCGCGAGCGCCAGUUCUGUACGGACUGAGAGGCUUCCCGGCCUUUACGACUCUCCGUUACUUCAUCCUUCUGGUCUCAGUUGCUGCCUCCAUUGGCUACAAGUUUGGCAUCAUCAACGUGACCACUUUCGCCUAUGAUCAAGUCGAACCCCGUCUGGUGGAGCUACAACUACCACCAAUUAAGGGAUUGGGGGCUGAUGGGACUCCCAGCCCGUGGUUCAGUGACGCGCCUUUAGGGUCGAAUAAUCAAGCCUUCCAGCAUGAGAUCGUUUAUUCCAACCGAAGCGCUCCAUCCUCAUAUACGGAAGCAGCCAGGAUGGAGCCACCGCUGAGCAUUGUCAUGACCGGGUGGGCCAGCUGCUACAGUAUAUUAUUCAACCGGGUUGAUUCGGGAUACAUCUAUUCGAGGGAAGUCGUCAUGGUGGCCAAUCUAACAGAAGAGGAGGGCGAGUUCUCCAUGGGAGCCAACGACAAAGGCUGGAUGAGGCAGAGGACAUCGUCAUGGCGCUGGUUCAGCGACCCUUCCUGGCCAGCAGUGGUGGAAUAUCGAAUCGUGAAGCCAGGACAGAUUCAAAUCCAGUGGGCGAGACUCGGGCCGUGGUACAGCGACCCCACAUCGACCGUCCGCGCAAAGGUGCAACGCCGCCUCACGUACAACAUCCGAUAUGCUGUCGCCGAAGUCAGUCGCAUCGUAUCCGGCAGUUCGUGCUCCCGAUUGAGCGACUCGAGGGGCGAAAUCGACUUGGUCCGCAUCUUCUCCGUGGACAGUGAGGUUCCGCAGACCGAGCACAGUGAUGGCUCGCUACCACUGUUUCGUAAUUGGGUAGAUGCCAUCGUCUACAGCGAGGAAGCAACGAUAUGUGAGGGCGUGGGGGCGUUUGUCCGUGCAGUGAUGGCAGGAUGGGCGUCUGAAGGUCUAGAUGUGAUCGGGGGUCGCAAAAUCCGUCAUCUUCGCAACGAUGAGGAGCCUUUUGGCACAGAAGACCGGGCGGUUGGCUGGCGCUCGAGGUUUGCUAACUUCAUGGACUAUCCGUUCUAUGCUGGCACUAGAACUGGUGAAUAUAGAGGAUGUCGUACCGAUGCUGCCAUCAUAUUCCUGAUUCUGGGCGUUCUGGCGAUGGCCGUAGCCGCCACUCGCGCCUUUGUCGGCCCUCCAGUACUGACAUCUUGGACGGCGCAGCAUGUAUAUCUUGUCAGGGCGGGAGCUUUGUCCCUCGAAGAGAAGAUUGAGGAGUUGGAAACUGGGUACAAGGCCGCCAACGUUCGCCUCGGCAGGUUGAGGCUGGAAACAGAAACGAAUGAGGAUGCGAAGCCCUUGACUUCGGAAUAUCGCAAAGUUGAUUUUUGA
This is a messenger RNA of Clonostachys solani, 1683 nucleotides long. NCBI's taxonomy places the organism in Eukaryota, Fungi, Ascomycota, Sordariomycetes, Hypocreales, Bionectriaceae. The record is from the annotation of a GenBank genome assembly.